Schistosoma rodhaini is the source of this 1837-nucleotide messenger RNA. The record is from the annotation of a GenBank genome assembly. NCBI's taxonomy places the organism in Eukaryota, Metazoa, Platyhelminthes, Trematoda, Strigeidida, Schistosomatidae.
UUGGAUACCGGAAUUUUCAACCUGACGGGCGGCCCUUUCGAGAGUUGCUUUUGCUUCGGAGAAAUUGGGAAUUAUGGAGGAUGAGUCGUUUAUGAGCGAUGUUGAGGAUUAUGUUAAACAGCAUAAUGUGCACGAAAUUCUCAGGGACUGUGUUGUUAACUUGUGCUUACAUCGUCCUAGUAAUCCCAUUGCAUUUCUCCGCGAGUAUUUUGAGAAGCUCGAGGUUUGCAAUGGAAAAUAUACUGAAGCGUCAACUAGUCAUGUAUCUGGGUUCGCUUUUCAUAAAAACUUAGAACUCAGUGAAGAUUCACACACGCUACCUGUAUCAAAUACCUCCAGUCGCCCUUUCGAACACGAAGAUAAGAGUCAUGGAAGUGGUUGCUUUGGUGUUCUUAUUCCCUCUGUACGCUCUCAAAAUUGUGAUCACUCUUCAGGGAUGAAUAACCAUCGAUACUCCUGUGAUACAGAUAAUCUUAUUCCUAACAAUAUUGAAAAACAUUUGGUCGAAACUCCGUUAAAAGUUGAUAGUAGUUACGAAUCCAAUAAUAUGAAUGAGGAUGGUAGUAGUUAUGACGGAGGAAAUGGUGGAGGGACGAGAGGCUUGUUGGCUGUAUCACCGGGUGUUAGUUUAACUAGACGUCGAUCUCGAAGAGGAGCAGUUAGCGGUGAAGUUUAUACAGAAGAAGAUGCUGCGUCCUAUGUUAAGAAGGUUGUACCCAAGGACUAUAAAACGAUGACAGCUCUUUCAAAGGCUAUCGCCAAAAACGUCCUAUUUUCUCACUUAGAUGAGACAGAGAGGAGUGAUAUAUUUGAUGCCAUGUUCCCUGUACAUCGUAAUUCAGGAGAUGUGAUUAUUCAGCAAGGAGAUGAAGGUGAUAAUUUCUACAUAAUCGACCAGGGUGAGGUUGAUAUCUUCCUCAAUAAUGAGUAUAGUAGUACAAUCGGCGAAGGGGGUAGUUUCGGUGAACUAGCUCUCAUCUAUGGCACGCCUAGAGCAGCUACGGUUAAAGCGAAGACGGAAGUUAAAUUAUGGGGUAUUGAUAGGGAUUCUUAUAGAAGAAUACUGAUGGGGAGUACUAUUCGUCGUCGGAAAGUGUAUCAAGAAUUCUUAUGUCGUGUACCUAUUUUAGAUAAUCUUGACAAAUGGGAACGAUUAACUGUAGCAGAUGCUCUAGAACCAGUCCGUUUCGAAGAUGGUGAAGUUGUUGUACGUCAAGGUGAACAUGGUGAUGAUUUCUUUAUUAUUACAGAGGGUACAGCUGCUGUUUUGCAAAGGCCUUCUGAAUCCGGUGAACAAGUUGAAGUUGGUAAAUUAAGACCAUCAGACUAUUUUGGUGAGAUUGCUUUACUGCUUGAUCGACCACGUGCAGCCACUGUUGUUGCCCAAGGUACUCUACGUUGCGUGAAACUUGACCGCAAACGAUUUGAGCGUGUCAUGGGUCCGUGUUCAGAUAUUUUGAAACGCAACAUAGCUAAAUAUAAUAGCUAUAUUUCUUUGAGUGUUUGAAUCUGUGGUUCUUUUUUUAGGAUAAUUAGUUUCCAAAAUGAAAAGUUAGAUCCACUCAGUUUGAAAUCAGAAAAGCUACAAAUCUUGUUUUACUUUAACAAAGGUUACUUAUUUUGUUGUUAACGCAAACAAGGGAUCUUUAUUUAUUAUUUCACGUCGUAAAUUGAUGUUAGAAACGCCUUUGAUGCUUUUAAAAAACAGGUAAAAUCUAGUGCAGAAAAAUAUAUUUCGUUUUAAACAUGGUUCGAUAACAGGAACACGUGUAUAUACUUAACAUAUCAGUCAGUCAGUCACAACGUAGAACUUUGUACGUACGUACAUCAGUUCGAG